Molecule: messenger RNA, 1294 nt
Organism: Amphibalanus amphitrite
Lineage: Eukaryota; Metazoa; Arthropoda; Thecostraca; Balanomorpha; Balanidae
Product: myosin light chain 1-like
Exons: 7
Coding region: 115-588 (157 amino acids)
Cellular component (GO): muscle myosin complex
Molecular function (GO): calcium ion binding
Source: RefSeq, a predicted model, not a curated record
CCCUCUGCUCCCCUAAAUUGGGAGGGCCACCGAGUGUCGGCCGGUGUGCCGGUUCACUUCGGGUCUAGCCAGCGAGGGGUGCACUGCGCAACAUCCCACCGCACGAACAACAUCAUGGCCGACCUCGCUGCCAGAGAUGUUGAGAGGGCUCAGUUCGCCUUCUCCAUCUACGACUUCGAAGGCAAGGAUGAGGUUGACGCCUACUACCUGGGCGACGUGCUGCGCGCGCUCAACCUCAACCCCACCCUGGCCAUGAUCGAGAAGCUGGGCGGACAAAAGAUCAAGAAGCAGAAGAAGCUGAAGCUGGACGAGUUCCUGCCCAUCUUCUCGCAGGUCAAGAAGGACAAGGACCAGGGUGGCUACGAAGACUUCAUGGAGUGCCUGAAGCUGUACGACAAGGCGGAGAACGGCACCAUGAUGGCGGCUGAGCUGUCGCACGUGCUGCUCUCUCUCGGUGAGCGGCUGACGGAGAAGGAGGUCAACGACAUCAUGGCCGAGUGCUGCGACGAAGAGGAUGAGGACGGCUUUAUUCCUUACGAGCCCUUCGUCAAAAAGCUGAUAGCCGGCCCCUUCCCGGAUGCGAAGUAAAUUCGCAAACUUCGACAUUCAAGCUCAGAGGUAAACGAACCAACAUCUCGACCCAUCUUUCACUGGGAGGUGGCCUCCCGGCCGCCGAGUCACCUGGCGGCCUCGCUCAGCAGCUGUGUGCAGUCUGCGCGUGGUGAGCGCGGCGCUCGCGAGCCGGCGCCGCCGCCGCCGACCGCCGCCGCCGCCCCCUCGGCCCGGGCGGCAGCGACGCGGCCGACACAGUGGCGGCGCCGGCCACCUUCACUUCCAGGGAAUUUUUUUUUAUAAGCUCCGCCAGCUCGAACCCAUACAUAUGUAUAUUUCACUCGUGAUGUGUGCGUGUGAAUAUUGGCGCGUGUCGCGCGCCGCUGUGCGUGUGCGUGUGGCGUGCCGCGUCCGGAGCCCUCUCGCCAGGGCGGACUGAGUGCGAUCUAGUCAGCUCCCGCUGCAGAGAGCGCCCCGACGUAAGUCGGUGUUGACGCUCUGGCGCGGGAGUGCGCGCGCCCGCUCCGCUGCCUGGUGCCGACCGGCCGGCGUGGCGGAGCGCUCGUCUGUCCGUCUGUCCGUGGUCGUCUGUCCGUGGUCCGUGUCCGUCCGUUGUCCGUUGUGCCCGAGUCCUUUCCGUUAACUUGACAUCACAGAAGAGUCAGCAUCAUCAGUCAGUACCAUCCGGCAAAUCUGUUUUAUCAAGUUUCGGAACAAUAUGUAAAUAAAUUUGUAAAUUAUA